Plasmodium coatneyi is the source of this 1110-nucleotide messenger RNA. RefSeq lists its product as uncharacterized. The transcript is spliced from 7 exons. Gene Ontology annotation, biological process: late endosome to vacuole transport via multivesicular body sorting pathway. NCBI's taxonomy places the organism in Eukaryota, Apicomplexa, Aconoidasida, Haemosporida, Plasmodiidae. The coding region runs from base 313 to 1110 and encodes 265 amino acids. Gene Ontology annotation, cellular component: multivesicular body. The record is from RefSeq and is a predicted model, not a curated record.
AAAAAAAUGCCAUUACUGUAUGAACAAGUGUGGGAAAAAAAAAAAAAAAAUUCCGUUAUUCUAUGAACGAGCCAAAACAAAAAAAAAAAAAAAAAAUAAAAAUAAAAAACAGCUAUUUGAGGUUUUAAAAGAAAACAGCCAUUUCGAGGUCUGGAAAAUAAAAGUUAUUCAAAGUAGGCUCAUAAAAUACGCACACUGUCAACGGAGAAGCAGAACUGCUCCCCGAGGCAACAGAUUGGCGACGCUGCGCCCAUUGCGAACGAACUGAAAAGAUCGCUCUUGUACCCCCCAGAGCGGACAGAAGGCAACCAAAUGGAAGCUCAGGGGGAGCAGGACGGGGGGAGAGGAAAAAAAAUAUCCAUGAAGUCUAUUCAGUUUAUAUGGAAAAAGGCGCAGGAGUUGGAAAAGGACCAUUUGCUAGUUUCCUUCCUGUGCACCCUAUACAUCGUGGAGGAGCUCAACGACUACGUAAAGAGCAAUAGCACCGAUAUAGAGGCAAAAAAUGUUUUCCUGCAAUGUCUAGACAAGGCUGAACAUAUCCGCUCAUCUUUGGACGCAGUGGACUACACGAAGUUAGCCGAUUUUUGCAAAAAGCUAUUCCUAGCGGCUGACCGGCACGACAGACAAGCAGAAAUAACAAAAAAAACACUACAGAUGUUUUUCACCUCUCAAAUUUUUUACGAAAUUUUAAAUCAUUUCCAAAAAUUAAACGAGGAUGAGAAGAAAAAAUAUUUGUAUGCCAAGUACAAAACGGUUUAUUUGAAGAAAUGCUUUGACAACGGCAUAAAGCCCGAGCCCGGUUCUCCGCGGAACGAAGGGGACCAGACACCUUCGCCAGGAGUGCCCGUUGAUGAAGGCGCCCCCGACUGGGGAGAGAUGCACCAAGGAGAGCAAAACGAGCAAACUACCCAGAAGGACUACACGGAGAACUGCGACCGUUUAAGGGACAUGCAGAAGUUUGAAUUUGAGGCCUACAAAGCGCAACAGAACGGAGUUGAUUUUGCCGCAAGCUUGAAGCAUGCACAGUAUGCCGUUAAUGCCCUUCUUUUUGAAGACCUUGACACGGCCAAGCGGGAAUUGCGUAUAGCCCUUUCACACCUGGAGCAGUGA